Galdieria sulphuraria is the source of this 820-nucleotide messenger RNA. RefSeq lists its product as uncharacterized. The transcript is spliced from 2 exons. Lineage: Eukaryota; Rhodophyta; Bangiophyceae; Galdieriales; Galdieriaceae. The coding region runs from base 108 to 323 and encodes 71 amino acids. The record is from RefSeq and is a predicted model, not a curated record.
AUACAGAAACUACUCAUUUCUUAUAAACUGUUGGAAAAUGUAGUAGAGUCGUUUUCAAAUAUCCCUCAUUUCAUCCCCAUCAUUCUUGUUUGGGUGUUGUGUUCAUAAUGGCACGGUUCAGCGUGAAGGAGGCAGACUUUACGUCCCCUGAACUGCCCAAAAUAUUUCGUAGAACACAGUGGGUUGUAAGAAGAUGGAAAGUACCCGAUACGGCUGCUGCUUGUCGAUGGGGUUUGGCAGCAGGCCUCGCACUGUUUUGGUUUAUCGAACCUUAUGAUUUUAUCAAGAAGCAGCUUGGGUGGGAAGAAGAGUCGAAGCAAUAAAUGAUCCAAGUUUUCUGUGUAUUUGUUUGUUGAAAGGUUGACGAAACUCAUCGUAAAGAAGAUCUGAAACCCUUCAAACCAGUCAAGCGAUGGUAAACUCUUUGCAACCGUAUCGUGUUCCAAAUAAAUAGGAUCUUGCCUCAUAAGACCAAGUCCUGAGCACAUUUCAACGUUCGCCGACAAAGCAGAGCAGCCACACUAGUCGUGUGAUACUAGGGUUGUAACAAAGAACCCAAAGGGCAUAAAUAUCGUUACUAACUAAGCAAGAGGCGUAUAGAAUAUUGAUAGCACACAAUUUCCUGAAAAGCUACGACUUUUUCUGUACUGGAGGAUUAUAGGUUUUUAAAGAUUAAACUCUCACAAAUCUUUGAAAUGCCAUGUGUGCAAGAAUCGUUUAGUAUAUAAAACUGUCAAUACGGGUACCAAAAAAGAAUUUGUCUUGAGGCACUUUUAACAAAUGACAAAACUAUUUAUUAAUUAAAUCAUUCCAGCUAUUU